Pseudogymnoascus destructans is the source of this 495-nucleotide messenger RNA. RefSeq lists its product as uncharacterized. NCBI's taxonomy places the organism in Eukaryota, Fungi, Ascomycota, Leotiomycetes, Thelebolales, Thelebolaceae. Bases 1 to 495 code for a protein of 164 amino acids. The transcript is spliced from 3 exons. The record is from RefSeq and is a predicted model, not a curated record.
AUGGUGACGCUCCAACAGACAGAUGUGACAGAUGAUCGACCAAAAACACCAACUGAACUCUCAUCGUUGGCCUCAACGCUAAAAUCGCAACCUACUGCGGUGGUGGUUCCGCCUCCCUCCUCUCAUACUACGCUCACCCCCUGCGACGGCAUCACCGCGCUCCUCGAAGAAGGCACCGAGGUCAAAUACACGGUCGGCUGCUACUCCCACCGCGAGCGCCCCCUCCUCGGCGCCCAGCUCACCUCGGAAGAAGGAAAGCCAGGCCCAAUCGACGAGCUGACCAUCCUGCGCUCCAACGAGUUCUUCAUCGAUUACUACAAGCCCAAGCAGGCGCUCUGGUAUGGUACAUUUACCGGUACCUACGAGGCCGAGAAGGACGGCGACUUCGAGUUCGGUCUCGCCGUGUAUGGAGCCGCGAACCUGGACGUCAACAAUGAGCUUGUUGGUGACGAGACCACGCAGACGCAAGGCCAGGCAUUCUGCGGCACAAUCUGA